Messenger RNA from Suricata suricatta (meerkat), 1609 nucleotides. RefSeq names its product transcription factor AP-2 gamma (gene TFAP2C). NCBI's taxonomy places the organism in Eukaryota, Metazoa, Chordata, Mammalia, Carnivora, Herpestidae. Gene Ontology annotation, cellular component: nucleus. Gene Ontology annotation, molecular function: RNA polymerase II transcription regulatory region sequence-specific DNA binding; DNA-binding transcription factor activity, RNA polymerase II-specific. Gene Ontology annotation, biological process: anatomical structure development; regulation of transcription by RNA polymerase II; regulation of cell population proliferation. The record is from RefSeq and is a predicted model, not a curated record.
AUGCGCACUUCCCGCUUCGUGCGCUUUAUCCGCGUUCGCAGCCUCCCCACGUUCUGGUCUGGCGCCGCUGGCAUGUGCGGGCUGGUGAGCGCGCGCAGCCCGCACGGUGCCUACGGCAUGCCGACCUCCUCCUCCGGCCCCGGCGGCUCCUGGCCCCAGGCCUGGGGUUCGGCCCCGGCUCUGCAGAGCGCCUCGGGCGUCGGAGCUCCCCGGCCUUCGGCGCCGGGCUUUGAGGGCGAGUUCCUCCAGGUGUUUCUCGAAGUCUCUUUGCUCCGCGGACUGGCGGCUUUGCAACGAAUGCUCCGCCGCGCAGCGCCUCGGGGAGGAGGGCGGGCCGCGCGGGUCCGGGCUGAGCUGGCGCGGUGGGGCCCCGGGGGCGCGCGGCUCCGCGCCGCCGCUCCGGCCGCCUGGCCGGGGCGCCAGAGCCAGGAGGGGGCCGGGCUGCCCUCGCACCACGGGCGCCCGGCCGGCCUGCUGCCCCAUCUCUCCGGGCUGGAGGCCGGCGCCAUGAGCGCCCGCAGGGAUGCCUACCGACGCUCCGACCUGCUGCUGCCGCACGCGCACGCCCUGGACGCCGCGGGCCUGGCCGAGAACUUGGGGCUCCACGACAUGGCGCACCAGAUGGAGGAGGUGCAGAAUGUCGAGGACCAGCACCUUCUCCUGCAUGACCAGACUGUUAUUCGCAAAGGUCCUAUUUCAAUGACCAAGAAUCCGCUGAGUGUCCCUUGUCAGAAGGAGCUGGUCGGGGCUGUGAUGAACCCCAGCGAGGUCUUCUGCUCGGUUCCUGGAAGAUUGUCCCUCCUCAGCUCCACUUCUAAAUACAAAGUGACAGUUGCUGAGGUUCAGAGACGAUUGUCCCCGCCCGAGUGCUUAAAUGCCUCGUUACUGGGAGGUGUUCUCAGAAGAGCCAAAUCUAAAAAUGGAGGCCGGUCCUUGCGGGAGAAGUUGGACAAGAUUGGGCUGAAUCUUCCGGCCGGGAGACGGAAAGCUGCCCACGUCACCCUCCUGACGUCCUUAGUGGAAGGUGAGGCUGUUCAUUUGGCUCGGGACUUUGCCUAUGUCUGUGAAGCCGAAUUUCCUAGUAAGCCUGUGGCUGAAUAUCUAACCAGACCUCAUCUCGGAGGGCGGAAUGAGAUGGCUGCUAGGAAGAACAUGCUGCUGGCGGCACAGCAGGUGUGUAAAGAAUUCACAGACCUUCUCAAUCAAGACCGAACGCCCAACGGGAACAACCGGCCCGCUCCGGUGCUGGAGUCGAACAUACAGAACUGUCUGUCUCAUUUCAGCCUGAUCACCCACGGGUUUGGCAGCCAGGCCAUCUGUGCUGCCGUGUCUGCUGUACAGAACUACAUCAAAGAAGCCCUGAUAGUCAUAGACAAAUCCUAUCUGAACCCUGGAGACCAGAGUCCAGCCGAUUCUAGCAAAACCCUGGAGAAAAUGGAGAAGCACAGGAAAUAAGACGGGGAGUGAGCCACGGGGCCCAAGAGUCUGGAAAGAGAAAGGACUCCAGAGUCGUUCUUGACCCCGGACGGACUGGGAAACCAACCCCUCUUGCCUGGGGGACAGUGUGUUGCUCACUUUCCCAUUAAAAAGGCCUCCGUUGAUUUCCAGA